This is a messenger RNA of Sorghum bicolor (sorghum), 2091 nucleotides long. Its product is annotated as probable serine/threonine-protein kinase PBL1. Gene Ontology annotation, biological process: protein phosphorylation. NCBI's taxonomy places the organism in Eukaryota, Viridiplantae, Streptophyta, Magnoliopsida, Poales, Poaceae. The record is from RefSeq and is a predicted model, not a curated record. Bases 174 to 1814 code for a protein of 546 amino acids. Gene Ontology annotation, molecular function: protein kinase activity; ATP binding. The transcript has 5 exons.
CCUGCCCGUUCUUCUUCCAUUAACCCCCCGCGUGCGUUCCCUCCCUCUGUCAGUCUGUCUCUCUCUUGGCGUCGACUGGGCGACCGUCGCAGCCGCCCUAAGCCAGGUACCCAGGCCAUCUUCGGGCCCUUCGCCGGCGACGAGCACCACCAGGAAUUUUCCCAGCUGUAGCAAUGAUGGGUUGCUUCACUGUUCUCAGAUCCAAGAAGAAGAAAAUCCCUUUUGAUAAUCCUCUUCUUCCAAGCAAGAAAUCGGUUGAUGCAAGGGAAAGUACGUCGUCUAGACUUCCGGAACCAGAAGUUCAUGUGCCAUCUUUGCAAUCAGCUCCUCCUAGUUUUAGGAACAGGACUAAGAUAUCCCAGUCGUCAAAUAAAGUUUCAAACAGCAGAGCUCGCGUGUUGUCUGCUCCGUCAACCCUUAUUGUGGUUGAUCAGUUUGGCUUUCCAUAUGCUGAAUACCGAGAUCAAGACGACUCCAGAGAUAAGGAAGGUUCAACAAAGGGGCAUCGCUUUUCAAAUCCUUUGCCCCUUCCUCUUCCUUCACCGGAAGGACAUUCUUUUAGGAACUCUGGUAGCUUCAAAGCUAGCAACGUAAGUGGGCCAUUGGAGAUGUCCGGCCCUCUCCCAUUGCCUCCAAAGAAAUGUGAUGGACUUAGAAUCUUUUCUUACGAGGAGGUUUUGUCUGCUUGCCAAUGGUUUUCAAGUGAUCAGUGUGUUUCAGAAGCACUUGGUUCAACAUCAUACAAGGCAACAUUUAGGGAUGAAUUUAUUGAUACAAAGACCACUGAAGCAACGGUAGCUCGAUUACUCCCCUCCACUCAGAGUUUGAAGGAGUUUAAAACACAAGCAACUACAUUGGCAUUGCUUCAGCAUCCCAAUUUAUGUAAACUGAUUGGCUAUUAUGCAAAAGAAGAUUCUAAUGAAAGGAUGUUGGUCUAUGAACGGCUUCAUCAUGGGAGCUUAGAUAAGCUACUCUUUGGAAGACCAGAUGGUCGUUUCAUGGACUGGUCUAAACGUUUGAAGGUUGCCCUUGGUGCGGCCAGAGGUCUUGCUUUCUUGCAUGAUGAAGGACCCUUUCAGGCCAUGUACAGCGAGUUCUCAACUUUGAACAUCCAAAUAGAUAAAGAUUUCACUGCUAAGCUUUCAGGAUAUGGUUGUGUUGGCUUCAAUACUGAGGAGAUAUCUAAUGCACCUGCGUCUGCAGCAAACCUUUCGGUGGAGACCUUGGAGAAGGGUUUACUCACUCCCAAGAGCAAUGUCUGGAGCUUUGGAGUUGUGUUACUGGAGCUAAUAACUGGAAGGAAGAACCUUGAUGCCAAUUCUUCUAAAGAAGAACGCAAUAUUGUCAGGUGGAGUAGGCCUUUCCUUACUGAUGAUAGUCGCCUAUCUCUGAUCAUGGACUCCCGUAUAAAAGGGCGCUUUCCUACUAAGGCUGCUCGGAUAGUAGCAGACAUCAUUCUGAAAUGCUUGCAUAAUGAUCCAUCCGAGAGGCCGACCAUGAGGGAUGUUGUGGAGGCUCUAGCAAGAGUCCAGGAGAUAAAGGUUCCGUGCAGAUAUCCUUUGCAAGAACCUUCUGCUGCACCAAGAAAAGUAAUGCUAAAAUCUACAUCCCUCAAUGGAAUUGUGCCUCAUCAUCCUGUCAUAACCUUCUCUCCAUCGCCGCCUUCGCAUAACCAGCACUUGAUUUCACCAAGGUCAUCAACAUCUGCCUUGUUUCAUCCAAGGACAUGCUCUUCUACUCUGGAUGAUCCCGGUGUAAGCUCUAUAAAGAAAACACCUCCUAUUAUGCGUAGGUCUAGCGUUGAAGGCUUUUGAUUGUCCAUAUUGUUCUUUUAUUUCUUUUUCUCGGAUUUAUUUGUUUCUUUGUUAGCCUAGUGAUUUUAGCUGUGUUCUGUAUUGUAAGACAAGUGGCCUUAUGUAGUGCCCUUGAGUCUCGAGUAAUAACUAAGCAGAGCAGGAUGAAUUGUAAAUAGUAUCAGGUUGUAGAUACCUUUUUGUGCUCUAAUUGGGUGGAAGCAGCGUGCUGAGUCUGAGUAGGCCUUGUAACCUCAUAAAUAAACUCGUUUCCCAGUUUCUGUUCACCCUUCCCGUA